Messenger RNA from Pangasianodon hypophthalmus (striped catfish), 3580 nucleotides. Its product is annotated as glucoside xylosyltransferase 1. NCBI's taxonomy places the organism in Eukaryota, Metazoa, Chordata, Actinopteri, Siluriformes, Pangasiidae. Gene Ontology annotation, molecular function: UDP-xylosyltransferase activity. The transcript is spliced from 8 exons. Bases 149 to 1477 code for a protein of 442 amino acids. The record is from RefSeq and is a predicted model, not a curated record. Gene Ontology annotation, biological process: protein O-linked glycosylation via N-acetylgalactosamine.
UGCUAAUGCGCUAGCAGUAAUGUAGCAGGCCUAAGCUCCAGUAGGACUAGGAGAUGGUCACUUCUCGCGUCGUAGUUAGCUACACGUUUAUUCCAGAGCCGUCAACCAUGACGUGACUUUCAGUCUCACUGCUUCUUGUGCUCAGAAAAUGCGUCGACACGUUCGCCUUGUAUCCGUGUGUGUGAUAUCAGUGUUCGUGUCGGUGCUGUACGUGUUCGAGCAGCUCGCGUCCUCUCUGGAGACCGAGGCCGGGUGGCGCGAGCCGCUGGCGGAGCGAGGCGCGCGGGCAGGAGGCCUCAGCCAGCCUCACUCCGACCACAGAGCUUAUUUUUCUCGUUCUGUCAGGUGUAAGUCAAUGUCUGUCACACACUGGAAUCCCUAUUGGAGACUGCCCCGUGAUGUUUGUGGAAAGAACUGCUUUAUGGAGUCGGCUCGUAGGUAUGCUGUGGAUAAGACGUCAUCCGUGGUGCUUGAGGUGGACAGAGCUGAGCCAGUCAGGUUGGCGGUGGUGGCAUGUGGCCCCAGGCUGGAGGAGACUCUCACCAUGCUGAAGUCUGCGGUUCUCUUUAGUCACAGAACUCUACACUUUCACAUCUUUGCUGAGGAUGACCUACAUUCUGGCUUCAGAGAUGCUUUGGAGUCGUGGCCAGUAAGGUUCCGUUCUAAAUUUAACUACACUACCUACCCCAUCACCUUCCCCAGUGAUAAUGCCAAGGAAUGGAAGAGACUGUUUAAACCCUGUGCUUCCCAAAGGCUUUUCCUGCCUCUGAUCCUAACUGAAGUGGAUUCUCUGCUCUACGUGGACACAGACAUCUUGUUCCUGCAGCCAGUAGAGCAGAUCUGGAACUUUCUCUCCCAGUUUAACAGCAGUCACAUGGCAGCCAUGGCACCUGAGCACGAGGAGCCAAGAAUCGCCUGGUAUAACCGUUUUGCACGGCACCCAUAUUAUGGCAAAACUGGUGUCAACUCUGGAGUCAUGCUUAUGAAUAUGACGCGCAUCAGAGCCAAACGCUUCAAGAAUGAUAUGACAACAGUUCACCUGAGAUGGGCGGAGUUGCUUAUGCCACUACUACAGAAAUACAAGCUCAACAUUACAUGGGGGGACCAAGACCUCCUUAACAUCAUAUUCCACUACAAUCCAGAAAGCCUGUUUGUGUUCCCGUGCCAUUGGAACUACCGCCCAGACCACUGCAUCUACGGCAGCAACUGCGCUGCUGCUGAGCAACAUGGGGUUUACAUUCUCCAUGGCAAUCGAGGUGUUUACCAUGAUGACAAACAGCCUGCGUUCCGAGCCAUUUAUGAUGCCAUUCAGAAAUACCCCUUUGGAGAAGAUGCAAUCAAUUUUCUACUUAGGCCUCUAGAGGAGAAACUAAAGAAUACCAUGCAUACAUACUGUGGAAGAUCCAGUCACCUUUUCACUAAGAAAUUACAGGAGAGCAUCAGAAACCUACAGAAUGACAAUCACAAUGCAAGAUGAUCCCAUCCAGCUCAGCCCAUGUGAGUUAGUCAAAUCUACAGUGUUGCUAAGGAGAAGUGAACAGUGGUUCAAAUCGGGUUGUCCUGAUAGUCCCGUAUGAAUGAAAAGGAGGUUGAAAUGAGGCACUGAGAUCACUUUUACAUAUAAUCAAGAAGAGCCAAAUGUGACAGUCCAACAUUUUUGUUUUAGAAACAACUCCUCACUACAGUCCUGUUUCCCUUUUUUUUUUUUUUUUUUUUUAAUCAGCAGCUAAUGAUGAUGCUAAAUAAAUGUGUUGGUACUGCAGGCUGUAACAUUAGGAAGCAUGGAAUGCAGAGUAAAAUUUCAUCACCUUAAACAUUAAGCCUUAUUUCUACCCAGGGAUUGUUAAAUAAAAUUUGUCUGCUGACUUGAGUUCAGUUUUAUUAAUAAGAAUUUAUUUUUCUGAUGUUAUUGUAAGAUUGCUGGUUUUUAUGAUUAGAAAAUGAGCCUAACUAAACCUUUGUGUAAAUGAGCAAUAAUGUUUUAAACUAAUCAUUGGAUUUAAGAGGUACGAAUGAUGACAUACAUGCGUCAGCUAAGCCUACUAACUUACAGAUAUGAGAUCACAACCUAAAAGAUAAUGAAGCUCUGACUCUCACUGGUCAAUUAAGAACCAAGUAUUUGUAUUCAAGUACUCGUAUUCACUUUUUAGUGUCACAACUUAAUUUUCAGGUGAUUAACGAUUUCAUGUUUUAACAGAUGACCAUAUCAUCAAGGGCUUGGCCAAAUCUUGCGUUAAUAAUUGUUUAACUGUGUACAUAAAUACACACUACAGGUAUUUAAAAACAUAUAAUGGUGUUCUCCCAAAUAAGAUUAUUAGGGGUCUGAGUGCAAAAGCCCUAUUGUUUUUGUUAAGAUUUUUUUUAUUAUUAUUUUAAUUCUCUCUUGAAAUGAGAUUGUAUGCAAAGAUUGUGAAGCAUUGAAACACCAAAUUUGGCAUAUAGGUACAGUCAGUAUUCUACCGCUACUCCAAAAGAGGGAGAAACAUUGGCCUUGAUGGUGGUGUUAUAAUGUAGUGUUUAAUGUUUUCUCCUGAACAGGGGAGUCCCUUUGCCAAAAAUUGCCAUUUGGGCCGCUUAGAUUGUGAGCUAAUUUAUCAAUCUAAUAUGUUUACGAACAUAAGCAGUUCUCUGUAAUCUUAAAAAAAAUUGACCGGUGUUAUACAGAGAUGAUAAAAGAGCAAAAGUUAUUAAAAUACUAAUACACAAACAUGAGAGUGUUUUUUUUUUUUUUUUUUUAAAUAAGCAACAUAGCAGAACAGUGGGUUCAUCACAAUAUUAGACCUACAGGUUCUUAGCUUUGAUUAGUGAACUCUAAUGGUUUGAACAGUGUUUAAGCAUAUUUCUGCUUUUGUUUUUUGUUCACACUUUGCUGAAUGUUUAAUAUAACACUUAUUUUGGUACCAUGCCAAUAUUCUUAAUAUUCUACACUAUGUUCCCUUGGACUUAAAGUCUCAUGUGGCAUUGUUUACACUUAAUAACAAUUAAUAAUUAAAUAAAUAAAUAAAUAAACCUUCACUACUUGAUAAGCGGUCACCCAACAGCUUUAUAAAAUGAUUUCUUAUCAAAAAUACUUUGUUGAUAAAAGUUCCUGAAAUGUGUUCCAGAAUUGUUUACAGAACUAAAGGAGCUACAAAAACUUGUUUAACUUCUCAGCCACUUUUCCAGAUGCAGAUUAAGCGUGAAAUUGAAACUUCAUUUUAGAUUCACUGGGUCUGUAAAGAAAGUCACAGACUAGCUAUAAUCAGAGCCAACUCUUAAGCAUUUGCUCUAUUCUACAUUAAAUAUUGAGUGAUGAACCAGAGUGCAUACUGAUCAUACAGCAGAACUUGGACAUUUUGUUACCAUCCACAUCCACCAUGCCUGCUGAAUAACUGUGUGUAAUUUUGAUGUACAACAUAUCCAUAAUAUUAGGCAGCGAAUUCUUUUCUAAAUGUACAAAAUAUUUUAUAUUGUUUGAUUUGCAGUCAUUUAAUGUGAUCAUGAAUAUUGUUUAUUAAUGUUAAUAGUGGUACCUUUGCUGAAUGUAAAUGUUUGUAUGAUGCAGUAUAUUUUUGUAAUAAACAUUGCACUUUUAAUUAUU